Salvelinus namaycush (lake trout) is the source of this 789-nucleotide messenger RNA. Its product is annotated as interferon regulatory factor 1-like. Gene Ontology annotation, molecular function: RNA polymerase II cis-regulatory region sequence-specific DNA binding; DNA-binding transcription factor activity, RNA polymerase II-specific. The transcript has 10 exons. Lineage: Eukaryota; Metazoa; Chordata; Actinopteri; Salmoniformes; Salmonidae. Gene Ontology annotation, cellular component: nucleus. Bases 1 to 789 code for a protein of 262 amino acids. The record is from RefSeq and is a predicted model, not a curated record. Gene Ontology annotation, biological process: regulation of transcription by RNA polymerase II; immune system process.
AUGCGCCGUAAACAACAGAUGCAACAAGGUCGUCUAAGACUGCGACCCUGGCUUGAGAAGCAGAUACAGUCAGGGAAAUACCCAGGUGUCACCUGGCUUGAUGAGACAGCUCAAGUUUUCCAGAUUCCUUGGAAGCAUGCGGCUCGACAUGGUUGGAAUAUAGACAAGGACGCCACUUUGUUCCGAAACUGGGCAAUGCACACAGGCAGAUACAAACCUGGGAUAGACAAGCCUGAUCCUAAGACAUGGAAAGCCAACUUCCGAUGUGCCCUGAACACUCUACCCGAUGUGAAAGAGCUACAGGGCAAGAGCAUCAAGAAGGGCAGUAAUGCCUCCAGGGUUUACAUGAUGCUGCCUGUUGUUAAACGUACCGAACGAAGAAAAGCCAUCCACUUCCUUAUGUCUGAAACACAGGACCACAGAAAGGUUUUCCUGAAGUACAGAGGUGGACAGACCAGUCACAACCCUGCUAUGUUUCAUGUCGAGGACAAAUACCCUCCCAACAACAACAAAGAGGAAAGAUCACCAGAACAGCCCUACUCUCACCAGUCUUCCUUCACACCUGAAGCAUAUAAAAACUCUGAUGCUAAUGAGCAAGCAGAGGCUGUAUUCAAGAUAGUUGAUCACCUAAAACACUUGGAGCACUGGAGCCAGUCUAAUGACAACAGAAGCUGGAGGGCAGCAGACACCUCCUGGGUGGACAGUUACUGUGAGAAUAUGGAUUACUUGGGGUAUCCCAUGGAGACUGACUGCUACACAUACAGUGCACAGCAAAUACCAUUUCUAUAA